Molecule: messenger RNA, 4255 nt
Organism: Oncorhynchus gorbuscha (pink salmon)
Lineage: Eukaryota; Metazoa; Chordata; Actinopteri; Salmoniformes; Salmonidae
Product: protein-L-isoaspartate O-methyltransferase domain-containing protein 1-like
Exons: 8
Coding region: 777-1901 (374 amino acids)
Biological process (GO): protein modification process
Cellular component (GO): cytoplasm
Molecular function (GO): protein-L-isoaspartate (D-aspartate) O-methyltransferase activity
Source: RefSeq, a predicted model, not a curated record
AAUUCUCUCGGUAGGUAGUGUGGUCUACAGCUUAUCAUGAGAUACUCUACCUCAGGCGAGCAAUAGCUCAAGACUUCCUUAGAUAUUGUGCACCAGCUGUUGUUUACAAAUAUACAUAGACUGCCUCCCCUUAUCUUACCAGAUGCCGCUGUUCUAUCCUGCCAGUACAUCGUAUAACCAGCCAGCUGUAUGUUGAUGUUGUCGUCGUUCAGCCACGACUCCGUGAAGUAUAAGAUGUUAGUUUUUAAUGUCCCGUUGGUAGUUCCAUCUUCCGUGUAACUCUUAGAUUUUAUUGUCCAAAGAGUGCACGUUUGCUAGCAGAAUGGAGGGAAGUGGGGGUUUAUUCGAUCGCCUACGAAUUCUCAGAAGGUAGCCCGACAUUCGCCCCCUCUUUCUCCACCUCCUCUUCACGCAGAUCACGGGGAUCAGGGCCUGUUCCUGAGGAAGCAGUGUAUCCUUCGCGUCGGGCUCGUCAGAGUCGUGAAAGGAAAAAGAGGAUUCUACUUGUCCGUGAAAACUCAAAGGACUAUGCAUUUCAGGGAUGGAUGAAUAAAACCAGAACAAAAAUCUGCUCCUGUAACACAGUACUAUCAUACAAGGCCUAUCUUGAUAUGACAAUGGUGUGAAGUGGCCCUCAGGAAAGAAGAACACAAGUCCCUCAGGUGUCCCACUGUCCUCUUCAUCGCUCCAUGCCCCGCUAAGAAGACAACACAGUGUUCCACUUGUGGAAAGAGGAGUUUUGCACCCUCUUUUUGCUCUACCGUUUCUUUCUUGCCAUGGGGGGUGCAGUGAGCGCUGGGGAGGACAACAAUGAUCUGAUUGACAACCUGAAGGAGGCGCAGUACAUCCGUACAGGUCGCGUGGAGCAGGCCUUCAGGGCCAUAGACCGCGGGGACUACUACCUGGAUGGCUACAGGGACAAUGCCUAUAAGGACCUGGCAUGGAAGCAUGGAAACAUCCACCUUUCUGCCCCCUGUAUCUACUCUGAGGUGAUGGAGGCUCUGAAGCUCCAGCAGGGACUGUCCUUCCUCAAUCUGGGCAGUGGGACUGGAUACCUCAGCACCAUGGUGGGACUCAUAAUAGGUCCAUUUGGUGUGAACCAUGGAGUGGAGCUCCAUACGGAUGUGGUGGAAUACGCCAAGGAGAAACUAGAUGACUUCAUCAAGAAUAGUGACAGCUUUGAUAAGUUUGAGUUCUGUGAACCCAUCUUUGUGGUGGGCAACUGUCUGGAGAUCUCGUCAGACAGUCACCAAUACGACCGUAUCUACUGUGGUGCGGGGGUGGAGAAGGAUCAUGAAAAUGACAUGAAAAUCCUGCUCAAAGUUGGGGGUAUUCUAGUGAUGCCUAUAGAGGAUCAGCUGAUACAGAUCACCAGGACUGGUCAGUGUUCCUGGGAGAGUAAGAAUAUCCUGGCCGUGUCAUUCGCACCUCUGGUCCAGAAGAACAGAGCUGAGGGAAGCAAGCCUGAUGCUGUAGAACUCCCCCCAGUGACAGUCAGGAGCCUUCAGGACUUGUCUCGCGUCUACAUCCGCCGCACCCUCCGAGAUCUGACCAGUGAAGAAUGUCCUGACAAAGGUCUGGUGCAGAGGGCGCCCCAGAAACGCAAGCGCAGGCGUUGCCGGCUGCGACGCAUUAACACGUACAUCUUUGUGGGUAACCAGCUGAUCCCCCAAGCUAUGGAGAGCGAGGAGGACGAACAGAUUGACCAGGAGCAGCACAAGGAGGACCAGGAGCAGCAAAAGGCGCAGGAGAAGGAGCAGCAGGAGAAGGAGCAGGAGGAGGAGAGAGACAUUGGCAGCGUUGAGAUACUGAAGACAGUGAAUGUGCUGAGAGACAAAAUCAUGACUUUACCUCUGCCUGAAUCGCUGAAGACCUAUCUGUUAUACUACAGAGAAAAAUGACUGACUGCUCAACCUGCUGGCAUCCGUUCUCAUGGAUGCCAUGCCUGCUGAGAUACCUUUCUUCAUUCUCCUGUUUUCUCUUUUUUCAGUACUGAAUUUAGUAUUCUUUUUCUUCUUCAAUAUGAACAUGGAAUGGACACUGAGACUUCCUGUGUCGUCAUGGAUCAUUUUCUAUCGUUACUAUAAUAUGGUUAUGUUCGUUUUUAUGUUAUCGAUUGUAUUUUGAAUUUUUAUAUCAAAGAUUUAUUUAAAAGCCUACUGAAUGGAAACUCCUUUUCAAAUAUGGUAUUUUGAGGAUGUAGAUUGUAUCACAUGUUAAUAUUCCAGCAAAUUGUCACGAAAUGAAAUUGUAUAAAAUAAAAUGCUACCUAUAUUUGUUAACAAUAAGAUAAUGUAAAAAUCCAGAUUUUUACUGCACCUUUUCUAGAAGCAUUAUGGAACUUGAUAUUACUGAAUUAAGAUUUACAAUUGCUGAAUAGAAUAACCAGAGACCAAAAAAAAUGCAUGUACACUUCCUAUUUGAAUCAAAGACUAUUAUGGAACAUUUUCUGAAACAUUUCCUCAUGAAUCAUUGAAGGGGCAAUUCUUUCAUUGUUCUUUCCUCACACUGUUAUGUUUGAGUAGAGGGAUUGUAAUGCUGUGUGACGAUGAGAGCUCAAUGGCAGAUUGGUUUGGCAUUUAUUUUGUACCGCAUUUUUAAAUCUCAAGUAUUUCUUUAGGAUGGUUAUAUCCUCUUGCUUUCUCUCACUUUGCACGUAAUAGGCAUUUUCACUUGGUGACACAUUUUUAUUGCCUUAAAUGUUUCGUCCGCCAGACUUAAUUUUCCCUCUUUUUUUUGGGUGACGUGCAAAGGGUUUGCAAUUAUCAUACCAGCAGUUAGGCGAACGGGGAAUCUGAUGAAUGAAGAUUUUUCUAAUGGUGAAUGAAAACAUAUUGAUUCUGGUUUCAAGAAUCUUUCACCCACACAUCAUCUCCAGCCCUUUAUCUAGACCUUGAAUCACUUACUGUAUGUCAACACUGAAGACCCAUAAAGUCACGGGUAUAGGACUCAUAUUAUUAUAAUAAUAAUCCUGUACUGCAGUGGUGACUGAUGUCACUUCAAACAGGAGGACAGGCUCAUAGUAAUGUUUGGAAUGGAGCAGUAUCUAACAGGAGGACAGGCUCAUAGUAAUGUUUGGAAUGGAGCAGUAUCUAACAGGAGGACAGGCUCAUAGUAAUGUUUGGAAUGGAGCAGUAUCUAACAGGAGGACAGGCUCGUAAUGUUUGGAAUGGAGCAGUAUCUAACAGGAGAACAGGCUCAUAGUAAUGUUUGGAAUGGAGCAGUAUCUAACAGGAGGACAGGCUCAUAGUAAUGUUUGGAAUGGAGCAGUAUCUAACAGGAGGACAGGCUCAUAGUAAUGUUUGGAAUGGAGCAGUAUCUAACAGGAGAACAGGUUCAUAGUAAUGUUUGGAAUGGAGCAGUAUCUAACAGGAGAACAGGCUCAUAGUAAUGUUUGGAAUGGAGCAGUAUCUAACAGGAGAACAGGCUCAUAGUAAUGUUUGGAAUGGAGCAGUAUCUAACAGGAGAACAGGCUCAUAGUAAUGUUUGGAAAGGAACAGUAUCUAACAGGAGGACAGGCUCAUAGUAAUGUUUGGAAUGGAGCAGUAUCUAACAGGAGAACAGGCUCAUAGUAAUGUUUGGAAUGGAGCAGUAUCUAACACACUGAAUUUAAUUUAUUUUGGGUAACAGACAUAUACAACAAAAUGCACAAUGUGGACCCAGAGGAUAUCACUUGAAAGUAUUAAUUAAAACGCUUGUUUCCAAAGUGGUCCUUGAUGCUAAGAACAAUAACACAUGUAUUACAUGGUCUCCAUGUAUUUGAUAUCAUUUAAUUCCAGUCAUUACCAUGAACUGUCCUCUCUUCACUGGCCUCCACUGAUGUGCAGUGAUUAGUAAGUGUUAUGGCUUCUCUGAAAGAUAAUGUUUGUCAGCUUUGGUAAACACAACAUAAAUGUACUAUUACUUUGUGGUAUGAAAAUAUGUACUGUGUUUUUAAACCACAACAAAUGGCCCGAGGCGGGUCAUGACACAAACACUCACAAUACAUUGCAUAGACCGCUUUUUCUAUUUGUAGCAGCAAAGUCUCAAUAAUGGGAGAUUUUGGGAUCCUUCUAUUUCUGGACUGUGACAGUAUCCACAAUAACAAGCACCGUAUUCUGUUAAAUCCUAAAUCAUGAAAAUAGACCUGCCAUCCUGCGUUUGAUGUACAGUACCAGUUAAAGUUUGGACACACCUACUCCAUCCAGGGUUUUUAUUUGUACUAUCUUCUACAUUGUAGAAUAAUAGUGAAGACAUCAAAACUAUGAAAUAACAC